AUGUCUGAACUCCACAUCAUGUCAUGGCUUUUUUGUCCAUGUCUUUUUUCUGCAGUGGCUUUGGCAGUCCUGUAUCUCAAAAGGAAAAUGAAUGGAUUUCUGCCAGGCGACAGAUCUCCUCCCAGCCUCCCCUCGUUGCCUAUCAUUGGGAGUAUUCUCAGCCUCAUGAGUGACAGUCCACCUCACAUCUUCUUUCAGCAGCUACAAAAGAAAUACGGAGCUCUUUAUUCCCUCAUGAUGGGCUCCCACAAAGUCCUUAUUGUGAACAACCACCAUCAUGCAAAAGAGGUCCUUAUCAAAAAAGGGAAAAUAUUUGCAGGGAGGCCACGAACUGUUACAACAGACAUAUUGACUCGAGAUGGGAAAGAUAUAGCAUUUGCUGACUACAGUGCCACAUGGAAGUUCCAUCGGAAAAUUGUGCAUGGGGCUUUGUGCAUGUUUGGUGAAGGUUCAGUUUCUAUUGAGAAGAUAAUUUGCAAGGAGGCGAGCUCUAUGUGUGAUGUAUUGACUGAAACUCAGAACAGUGCAGUGGAUCUGGCCCCAGAGCUGACACGUGCGGUCACAAAUGUGGUGUGUGCCCUAUGUUUUAACUCCUCAUACAAACGUGGAGAUGCGGAGUUUGAGUCUAUGCUCCAAUACAGCCAGGGAAUCGUGGACACAGUAGCAAAGGACAGCUUGAUGGACAUUUUUCCAUGGCUGCAGAUCUUCCCAAAUAAAGAUCUCAGAAUUUUAAGACAGUGUGUUGCCAUCAGAGACAAACUGCUUCAAAAGAAAUAUGAAGAGCACAAGGUGGAUUACAGUGAUAAUAUCCAGCGGGACCUGCUCGAUGCAUUGCUGAGCGCCAGACGCAGUUCAGAGAAUAACAACAGCACUCAGGAUGUUGGUUUAACUGAAGAUCACCUGCUAAUGACUGUGGGGGACAUUUUCGGAGCAGGGGUAGAAACCACUACCACUGUAUUAAAAUGGUCAAUUGCUUACCUGGUACAUAAUCCACAGGUGCAGAAAAAGAUUCAGGAGGAGUUGGAAAAUAAGAUUGGAACAGACAGACACCCUCAGCUCAAUGAAAGAGGAAUUUUGCCUUAUCUAGAGGCCACUAUUAGGGAAGUGCUGCGAAUUCGAAACGUCUCCCCACUCCUCAUCCCUCAUGUGGCACUCCAAGAUACCAGUGUGGGAGAGUACACUGUGCAGAAAGGGACACGAGUUAUUAUUAACCUGUGGUCUUUACAUCAUGAUGAGAAAGAAUGGAAGAAUCCUGAGCUGUUUGAACCAGGACGAUUUCUAAACGAGGCAGGGGAUGGUUUGUGCUGCCCAUCAGCCAGCUACCUGCCAUUCGGCGCAGGGGUGCGUGUUUGUCUUGGCGAGGCCCUGGCAAAAAUGGAGCUCUUUCUCUUCCUGUCAUGGAUUUUGCAAAGGUUCACACUUGAGAUGCCUGCUGGCCAGCCUCUGCCUGACUUGCAGGGAAAGUUUGGUGUGGUUCUUCAACCGAAGAAAUUUCAAGUCAUUGCUAGACUCAGAGAAGAGACCAAGCAUUGCUGAGUAACUGUAUUUUCUGUCAUUUCUUCUCUUAAGACAUUUGUGAAUAUUUUUAUUUUAAAGCCCUUCUUUCCAGAAAAAAUAAAUACAACUCUGUAUCUCAAAUCAAACAUGAAUAAAAUGAA
Messenger RNA from Xyrauchen texanus (razorback sucker), 1658 nucleotides. Its product is annotated as steroid 17-alpha-hydroxylase/17,20 lyase-like. The coding region runs from base 1 to 1536 and encodes 511 amino acids. NCBI's taxonomy places the organism in Eukaryota, Metazoa, Chordata, Actinopteri, Cypriniformes, Catostomidae. The record is from RefSeq and is a predicted model, not a curated record. Gene Ontology annotation, molecular function: heme binding; iron ion binding; steroid 17-alpha-monooxygenase activity. The transcript has 8 exons. Gene Ontology annotation, biological process: hormone biosynthetic process; progesterone metabolic process.